CACCCUUUAAGGGGACAGCAUUCGUCAAUCAGUUCGAAUGACGCAGGAGGGAAUUUUGAAAUCAGAUAUGGAUAGCUCUGUUAUUGAAGAUGAGGAAAACUCCGAUGAAGAAUUCAGUAAAUUUUUAUUUGCUACUAAAGAAAAUCUGUCAAGGUUGACUCUUAACAGCUCUGUUUUUGAAGAUGAGGACAAUUCUGAUGAAGAAUUCAGUAAAUUUUUAGCUGCUACCAAAGAAAAUCUAUCAAGGUUGACACUUAACAGCAAACUGAAUUCAUUUUCAGCAAAAGCACAAAUGAAUGUCUUAGAGAAAACAGAGAUCAACAAGUGCCUCUCUCUCUGCUAAUGAAGAAUCACCAAAAUGCUUGCAGAAUCUGACAAACAGGAAAUGCAAAUCUGCAUCUGACAGUAGAUCUAGAAGCAUACUCGGUGAAGAAAUCGAGUCACUGCCUUUUAUGAAAAACCGAACUGUUUAUGCUCAAAAGUUAUUUGAGUAUUUUAAUGAAAAAGUUUUUGAA
Molecule: messenger RNA, 515 nt
Organism: Stegodyphus dumicola
Lineage: Eukaryota; Metazoa; Arthropoda; Arachnida; Araneae; Eresidae
Product: germ cell nuclear acidic protein-like
Cellular component (GO): nucleus
Source: RefSeq, a predicted model, not a curated record